AUGGAUGCUUCUACGGAUAAGAAUUGUCUGCUCUGCGAUGCACCUGAUACUGUUGAUGAUAUGGUCCAGUGUGGUCAGUGUGAGUUGUGGGCGCAUUACGGAUGUGCUGGAGUCGAUGAUGAAAUUAAGAAAAGGCCCUGGAGUUGCCCGAAAUGCGCGAACCUGCUGCAGGUUCAAAAGCCCAAAACAAAAUCCAAGACAAAGAGUGGAUCGAAAAGUGAUGCCGGGUCGGUGAAGAGCGUGAUUUCGGCAAUAAAGCAACUGGAAGAGGAGCAGGCAGCGAUGGAAAAGGAGCUGGAAGAAGAAAAGGAGCUCCGUGAAAAACGGUUGGUCAUGGAGAAAACUCUACGAGAGAAGCGUAUGGAACAAGAAAGAGAUUUACGUGAAAAGGAGUUCCGACAACAACAAGAGCUACGGGAGAAGCAGCUGUUGGAGGAGAGGGAAAUGCUGGAGCGUAACCUAGCUGCUGAAGAGGAAUUCCUGCGAAAGCAGCAUGCACUACGUGAGCAGUUCCAGAUCAAUAAGAAGAACUCUGCUAAGAAAUGGACAGAUGCGGAUGGUGCUGUGGGCGGCGGCUUUGAAGUAGACAGACGGUCAGAAGUCCCAGCCGAUGAAAAGGUGAAGAAUUGGUUGAAGGAGCAGAAAUCAUCUCCAGAUGAGAAAGGUGAUCCCAGAGGAGCCUAUCCAAAGAACACAAUUACGAAGGUGGAUAAUCAACCGACCAAGAAGAAACUGUCCAAGAUGGAAAGACUGAAAGCAUUGUUAGAGGAGGAGAGUAGUUCCGCGGAUGAAGGCGAAAGAGAAGCAGAAGAAGAUGGGAAACCCGUUCAGCAACCGCAAGAACCAACCCGACUAAAUCAGAGGGAGCAGAGGUCAUACGGGCCGGGGCAUCGGUUGACACAAGACCAGCUUGCUGCACGCCAAGUGAUGUCGAAACAGCUUCCAGUCUUCAAAGGUGAGCCCGAGGUAUGGCCUCUGUUCAUCAGCAGCUUUGAAAACACGACCAAAGCUUGCGGGUUUACCAACCUGGACAAUCUCAAGCGUCUGCAGGACUGCCUUCUGGGAGAGGCCCUCGAGGCGGUCAGAAGUCGAUUGAUCCUACCGGAAUCAGUUCCGGGAGUGAUAAGUGAUCUCCGAAAUCUUUUCGGGAAACCAGAAAAACUCCUCAAAGCAUUUCUUAUGAAGGUUCGAAGAGCUCCUUCUCCAAAGGCCGAGAAGCUAGAGACCUUCCUUCACUUCGGAAUUACGGUGAAACAAUUAUGCGAUCACCUGGAAGCGGCCGGACUGGCAGACCACUUAAACAAUCCAAUGUUGGUCCAGGAACUUGUAGACAAACUGCCGCCACACUACAAGCUUGACUGGGUGCGGUUCAAAAGGUUUUCCCACGGUACUCCUCUUCGUAUGUUCACCGACUUUAUGAGCGGUGUCGUCUCGGAUGUGUCCGAGGUCGCAGAGUUCUCAGCACUGGAGCUAAAUGAGUCAUCCUUUCCAAGGAAUAAGAGCGCAAAGAAGAGAGAAUUCGUUCAUAUGCAUUCCGCCCCUCCCAAGGUGGAAAGGCCACAUGGUGACAAAGCUGCCAAGCCAUGUUGGAUGUGUAAACGGUCGGAUCACAAAGUAAGAUUUUGUGACGACUUUAAAAAAUUAAACGUCACCGACAGACUGAAAGUAAUUGAAAAGCAUAAGCUUGGUGUGCUAUGUCUCAAUAAUCACGGAAAGAGCCGCUGUAGUUUCAAGCUGCGUUGCAGUGUUGGAGAUUGUCAGGAGUACCAUCAUCCACUUUUGCAUCGUACCAAGGAGACGGUACAGGCGUUGGAAGUGCAGUGCAAUACUCACAGUCAUUCCAAUAGGUCGAUCAUCUUCCGGAUGGUACCAGUAUCGCUUUCGGUAGGGGACCAGUCAGUGGACACACUGACGUUCCUAGAUGAGGGUUCGUCAGUUACGUUAAUCGAGGAGACGAUCGCUAACCAACUCCAAGCAAAGGGGACCCCAGAACCAUUAAUUGUGUCGUGGACCGGCAAUAUGAAGAGGUACGAAGAUGCAUCCAGACGAGUCGAUUUAAUGUUGUCAGCAAGGGACUCGGAUAAAAAACUUUUACUGCUUGGAGCACGCACAGUUUCCGAACUGGUGCUCCCGAAACAGGAAGUGCGUUUUCAAGAACUUACGAAGCGCUACGCUCACCUGCGUGAUCUACCGGUAGCGGAUUCAAAAUUCGAAGAUCCGAAGAUUAUAAUCGGCCUGGACAACCUUCACGUGUUCGCUCCGCUGGAAGCGCGGAUCGGUCGACCCGGUGAGCCGAUUGGCGUGAGAAGCAAGAUAGGGUGGACAAUUUACGGGCCUGAGAAGCAGAUCCCGUCAUUGAUGCAACACGUCAAUUUUCAUAUGACGGAAGAGGUCACCAAUCAGGAACUUCAUGACAUCUUUCGAAUCCAAUAUGAUCUAGAACAACAAGGUGUAUCUCCGACUGGCGUUCCAGAAUCGGAAGAAGACCUUCGAGCCCGAGAGAUACUGCGUACAACCACUAUUCGUGUCGGCGAUCACUUCGAAACAGGGCUGCUCUGGCGGAAGGACGAGAGAAAUUUUCCUGAUAGUUACAACAUGGCAAAACAGCGAUUGCUGACAUUAGAACGACGCUUGGAGAAGAAACCACAGCUUCGAGAAAAGAUACGGCAACAAGUCAAGGAGUACCAGUUGAAACAGUACGCGCAUCUAGCGACCGAGGAGGAACUGUCCGAAUCCGAUCCGGCAACAGUGUGGUACCUUCCACUGAACGUUGUGGAGAAUCCACGCAAACCCGGAAAGGUGCGUCUUGUAUGGGACGCUGCAGCUGCUGUCCGAAGUGUCUCGUUAAACUCGGAAUUGCUGAAGGGACCAGAUAUGCUGAUCUCGCUCCCAUCGGUCAUCUGUCGCUUCCGGGAACGGCGCUACGGUUUCGGUGGUGACAUCAAAGAGAUGUACCACCAAAUCAAAAUCAGGAAAGAAGAUAAAAAUGCACAACGGUUUCUGUUCCGAAAUGAUUCAGCGGAUCCUGAGCCUCAGGUCUACAUCAUGGAUGUUGCAACUUUCGGGGCAACCUGCUCGCCGUGUUCCGCACAAUUUAUAAAAAACUUGAACGCAGGUGAAUUUGCCAGCCAGUACCCGGAAGCGGCAGCAGCCAUUGCAAACCGCCAUUACGUAGAUGACUACUACGACAGCGCCGAUACUAUUGCGGAGGCGGUAAAGCUGGCCAGGGAGGUGAAGUACAUUCACUCACGCGGUGGGUUCCAUAUAAGAAAUUGGGUGAGCAACUCGGAGCAAUUUGUACGUGAGAUGGGAGAAGAAUGUGUUGGUCCUACUGUACAUUUCAAGGACAAGAGCUCUGUUGCCGAACGCGUCUUGGGUGUAUCCUGGAACACGACAAAUGAUGCUUUCCUGUUCACCGCUCCUCCUAGGAUGACUGAUGAUGAGCAUCCCACGAAACGAAGCGUCCUCAGCCACAUAAUGUCCAUGUACGACCCGAUUGGAUUCCUGUCACCAUUCACCGUGCAGGGCAAAAUACUGGUGCAGGAUUUGUGGAGGACCGGUUGUGAGUGGGACGAACCAAUCGAAGAAGAAUCGCACAACAAGUGGAGGAGUUGGAUAAACUUACUGCCGGAGAUCGAAGCAGCCAGAAUUCCGAGGGCGUACUUCGGGGACGCUUCAUCGGAUGAGUUAACCGAUGUCCAACUUCAUAUACUCACCGAUGCUAGCGAGAAAGCGAUUGGUUGCGUGGCGUAUUUUCGGGUGACGAUCGGAGAAGAAAUUCGGUGUGCGUUGGUGAUGAGUCGAACGAAGGUGGCGCCGUUGAAGCAACUGACGAUUCCGCGGCUGGAGCUCCAAGCCGCUGUUAUGGGAGCGAGAUUGGCGAAGACGGUGUGUGCCAGCCACAGCAUCAAAAUAUCACGAAAGUUCUUUUGGACCGAUUCCCAAACGGUCCUUUCGUGGAUUCGUUCAGACCAGCGGCAAUACAAACCGUUCGUAGGAUUCCGUAUAGGGGAGAUUUUAGACCUCACCAGGUUGACAGAUUGGCGAUGGGUGCCAACUAAAUAUAACGUCGCUGACAGGCUGACGAAGUGGAGCUGUGACCAGAGUUUCGACACGGGAAGCGUGUGGUUCAAGGGACCAUGUUUCUUAUACCAGGAUGAAGCAGACUGGCCUCAGCAAUCCAGACCUUCAGCGAAUACUGCGGAGGAGCUUAGGGCGUAUUACUUGUUCCACGAUGUUGCCGUUCCGGAGCCUUUGGUUGAUGUCAAGCGGAUUUCAAAGUGGAGCGUAUUAGUCCGAACGGUGGCAUGUGUCUUCAGAUUCAUCUCGAACUGCAGGCGGAAGGUGAAAGGUUUGCCAAUUGAGACUCUUAAGCCGACGCAGGCGCAAGUGAAGGUGUUGCUCCCGGUUUCCAUCCCUAUGGUUCGCGUACCGCUGAAGCAGAAGGAAUUUCGUUGUUCCGAAUGUUUUCUUAUAAAAAUUGUUCAGGCAGAGACAUACGGAGACGAACUCAAAGUGCUCACGAAAAAUCAGCAAAGGCAAGCAGCAAAGUGGUACCCUCUAGAAAAGGGCAGUCCUCUCUACAAGUUAACUCCAUUGCUGGACCCUGAUGGUGUCAUCCGGAUGGAAGGCCGCACCGGGGAUGCCGAAGAGUUACCAUUUGAACUACGCUUCCCAAUCAUCCUGCCGAGGGACCACGAGGUUACAAGAAAGAUUAUUCUCCAUUUCCACGAGCGAUAUGGGCACGGUUUUCGCGAAACCGUAAAGAAUGAGCUGCGUCAGCGGUACUUCAUCCCAAAUAUCAACGCUGCAGUACGGAAGGUGGCGAGUAGCUGUUUGUGGUGUAAAGUGCACCGAAAUCAACCGCGAACACCAAGAAUGGCUCCGCUUCCAAACCAAAGACUUUCACCAUACCAGCGUGCCUUUUGCUAUACCGGGGUGGAUUAUUUCGGACCCGUGGAGGUAUCCUCUGGCCGCAGUCAUCCAAAACGUUGGGUGGUCUUAUUUACAUGCCUUGUAAUGCGUGCGGUACACCUCGAAGUCGCCAGCGACCUAACAGCAGCUUCCUGCCUGAUGGCGAUUCGAAGAUUCGUGGGUCGCAGAGGAACGCCACUCGAGUUUUGGUCGGACAACGGAACCAAUCUGAAGGCAGCCGGAAAGGAGAUUUUCGAGAACAUUCGGGUAAUCGAAGAAGAAUGCGCAGACGCCUACACUGAUGCACGCACGAAGUGGAGGUUCAUUCCACCUGCCAGUCCCCACAUGGGGGGCUCGUGGGAACGCCUCGUACGGACGGUAAAGGAGGCAUUGGUGGUCAUUCUCGAUGGAAAGAAACUCACAGACGAGAUCCUCCACACAGCGAUCAUCGAAGCUGAAGAUAUGGUGAACUCUCGUCCGUUAGUGUACGUAGCCGAAGAAGCUUCCAAUACAAUCACCCCAAACCACUUCUUGCGAGGAGUGUCGCCAAAUGAACCGCUUCUGGUUCCACCACCUCCUCACUCGGCGGAGGCCAUUCGCAAUGCAUAUUAUCGUUCCCAAGAAUUGGCUGAACAGUUGUGGCAGCGGUGGGUGAAAGAGUACGUGCCGAUGAUUAACCAGCGGAGCAAGUGGUUCAGCGAAGUAAAGCCGUUAAAAAAAGGUGACCUGGUAUACGUAGUAGACGGUAAGAACCGGAAGUUAUGGGUUCGGGGAGUCGUGGUCGAGCCGAUAGUGUCAAAGGACGGCAGGGUUCGGCAGGCUUGGGUAAGAACCAGCAGCGGAGUGUAUAGACGGCCAACAACUAAGCUUGCGGUGUUGGAGAUUGACGAGGGUAACGCUGGACCGGAUCAGGGGACCGAACCAGGAUUACGGGCCGGGGAUAUGUUAGAAACAACACCGCAGGGAACACGAGCAGCCUCGUCGGAAAACAGAAACACAAAAACGUCAAAUAGUAGACAUGUCGAAAAACGAGCUACAACUGACUCUCGGACUAGUCAAUUGUCAAAUAGGCAAAAAACAUGAAAGGUUCAUGGUGGAAAGUACGUGUUUAAAAAUCACAAGUUAAAAUAAAGUUAUUCCUAAAUUGAUUAUACUAGUUAAAAUAAUAGAUAUAACUAGUGAAUUUGUGGAACUACAGCCGUGAGUAAUCUCAUACAUAAUUGGAAUAUUGUACCUAAUUAAAAUGAUAAAGACAGGACACAAAACGGAUUAAAACGAACAACACGUGGGUUAAGAUUCGCAGAUAAAAGGCAAUCUUGCGAGGCAGAAAAUCUAUUGCAGGAGGAAGAGAAACUAAAUCUUUGAUCUACUAACAGCGAAGUUGAUCCAAAGAAUUUCUUUCCGUAAUCCGAAC
Toxorhynchites rutilus septentrionalis is the source of this 6328-nucleotide messenger RNA. RefSeq lists its product as uncharacterized. Gene Ontology annotation, biological process: DNA integration. The record is from RefSeq and is a predicted model, not a curated record. Gene Ontology annotation, molecular function: nucleic acid binding. Lineage: Eukaryota; Metazoa; Arthropoda; Insecta; Diptera; Culicidae. The transcript is spliced from 2 exons. Bases 1 to 5997 code for a protein of 1998 amino acids.